CGCUGCAGGGACACGCUGCCAAGCAAUACUUUCAUGUGGAUCUAUUGAGAAACUUUUCGGCUGCGUCUAGAGAAGGAAUUCCUGUUACAUGCCAGCAGAUAUUUAACUAAAGGGGCCAGACAAUGAAUGAGACGAACUGGAGGUCAGACACAUACUGGCCUCUCUGGGAAGCAGCCAACCCCACUGACACCCCUUCCCAGUCUGUCUGAUAACUUUACCAUUACUGCUGCUUUCCCAUGUGACACCACAGAUCCUUUGCCCUCCACGUCAAGUUCUGCUGCAUUUGUUGCCAAAACUAAUAAAGCUGCUGGGAGAUGUAGUUCCUGUCAGCUGACCUGCCACUCUCUCGGCUGGGCCAUGGGGGAUGUAAUAUCAAGUCACCUGGAUGAGAACCGGCGCAACUACAUAACAGAGCGUACGGGAAAACUUCUCACGGAGUUUGGGAAGCUGUAUGAAAAGCAGUAUGGGGUUGCACUCUUCAAUAGUGUCCGCUAUGAAAUUGAAGGCAACGGUGGACCUCAGACACAGCUACUACAUCGAAAAGCUCCUCUUAAUGACCGGGUGAUAUUUUCAGGAAACAUUUACCAGUAUUUGGAAGACACCAAGAAAUGGAGGAGCCGAUACUGUCUGGUACCUCACCACUAUGGACCAGUCCUUUAUGAGAACAAGACCUCACAUGAGCGUGGCCUUCAGCCCAGGGCUGGACUCAACUGUGCAGGCUUUAAAGUUCUCACCUCCUUGGAACAAUAUGGAGACUUGAUGAAUGCCAGUGUACCAGGUGGAAAGGUGAAGGCAGGAGGUGCACAGAUUAAAUGUGCCACACCGUUCCCAGUCAUCUUGUGGCACCCAUAUAGCCGACACCAUUUCUUCUGUGUAACGAACGAGAAGGAGCAGGAGAGGUGGAGCGCUGUCUUCCAGGACUGUGUGCGGCACUCCAACGAUGGCAUUCCUGAAGAACCACGUUUGGAAUCGGCUGCCUUCACCGAUUCAGUGCGGCUCUAUAGACAAGCUCGGGAGCAGUAUGGGACGUGGGAUAUGAUGUGUGGGAAUCAGGUGCAGGUGCUGAGUAACUUGGUGAUGGAGGAUCUGAUCCCUGAUUUGAAAAACAUCAUCUGCCCCAAACUGAGGGGGAAACCCCAGGAGAGGCAGAAGCUGUGGAUGCUGAUUUCAGACACGGUUUACCGCAUGGUGUAUGAACAGACAAGCCACUUCUACGAAGGUUUGGAGAAAGGGUGCUCAGAGAAAAGAGCCGGGAUGGAGAGUCAGAUUCGGACCGACAUGGACCAGAUCAUCUCCUGCAAGGAACACGUGUCCAACAAGAUUCGAGCGGUGGUGCUGCCCAAGGCUGAGCUGUGUGUGAGGAAUCAUGUUCAGUCUCACAUCCCGUCCAUUCUGGAUGCCCUGAUGGUUCCAACAAGUCAGGGCUUUGCCGAGGUGCGCGACCUGCUCUUCAAAGAGACCACGGAGAUGAACCUGAAUCUAGUGAACGAGGGAGGGCGAGAAAAACUGGGAGAGCAAAUGGAGAAGCUGUCGCAGCUGGCCUACCAUCCGGUGAAGAUGCAGCAGUGCUACGAAAAAAUGGAUCAGCUGAAUCUAGAAGGCCUGCAGCAGAGGUUUGAUGUGGGAAGCCCAUCCGUGUUCAAGCAGAGAGCACAGAUACUCAUGAGGGAGCAAACGGACAAUGCUGUGUACACAUUUGAGCAGCUGGUACACCAAGAGAUGAGCAAAUCGGAAAGUGGAGCAAACCUGUGCAGAGACAUCCAGCGAAUACUGGAGCGCGUUCUCAAGAAAUAUGACUAUGACAGUAGCAGUGUGAGGAAGAAGUUCUUCCAAGAGGCUUUGCUACAGAUAAUCAUCCCCUUCCUUCUGAAGAAGCUGGCACCCACCUGUAAGGCGGAGUUCCCGCGUUUUCAGGAACUUAUAUUUGAGGACCUUUCACGCUAUGUGCUGGUGGAGAACACUUACGAAGAGGUUGUGCUACAGAGCAUAAUGAGAGACAUCGUGCAAGCUGUUAAAGAUGCGGCCACUCAACGCAAACACAACUUGUACAGGGACAGCAUAGUGAUGCACAACAGUGACCCCAACCUACACCUGCUGGAAGAAGGACCACCCAUUGAUUGGAGUCAAGAGUAUGCCGACCACAGUGAACCCUCUAAUGCCAAUCGACAUGGUAGACUGCGCCAGGUGGUGUCUAUGCUCCAUGAAGAUGAAGGACCUGACAUACCAGGUUCUUGCCAGGAAGUUCCAGCUCAAGAAUGUAUUGCAGAAGUUCCAGAGGACAGUGAUGUUGCAGUUACUUGCCAUGAAAUUCCAGAGGAUGGCAGUGAUGUGGCUCAGAUUCGGGGCAUGCUAGUUAAGGAGUUUGAUGUAGAGGUUCCAGUUGCUGCUGUAUCUACAGUACCGGUAUCAGAGGUCCCCAUGAGUACUGCCGCAGAGGAAAAGGAGACAACCAGCGACAAAGCCCAACCACCAAAUGCAAGCGAGAGGAGUAAUGCAGAGGACGAGGAGGUGGAAGAGGCAAGGUUAUUACUUGCUUCUGAGCUAGCCAGACAGUUGGCUGAAGAAGAGGAACAGUAUCAUGCCGAUGCACACAUGACUAAAGAUGACGGGACUCAUGCGGAAGUACAAAUGCUUCUUAGUGAAAGGUAUGAGCUCCAUAGUUCUGACCAAAAGGAUGCACCGGAACCAGUAAAAUUGAGAAAUGGGGAAAUUGCACAUAGCGAGAGCGAGAUGGACCCAGAAUGCGAUCAAGGAGAGGCACUGGAAUAUUCAACACACAGAGUGGAUGAGCACAUGUCCCUGGAAAUACCCAGGGUAUCAGAGAUCCUGUCCUACCAGACACCAAGCGAUAGAACACCUGCCUGUGAAGAGGAGAGUCAGUCUGGACCAAUACAGCACACCCCUCCCCAUGUGAUACAUUCCACACCCGAUGAUAGCGGCUUUCAGUCUCCAAUAAGCGGGGGAGAAGAGGAGGGUGAAGGCUACAGGGAAAUCCCAGUUCCUGCUCCACGAAAAAGGGAUGAAAUUAUCACCCAAUUCUGAGCAACUUGCAUGCUGGACUGGAACAGGGGUGUUAAAACGAACUCUUAUGGAGGGUCAAAGGCCGGCUCUCCCAUAGAGAUACAAAACUGCUUAUUUAAAUGCUUUGUGGCUCUGUUACACGCUUCUCGCUGGUAUAAAGUCUCCAUUUAUUGCAUCAUGAUAGACCCUUGCCACACACACACACGUGCUGCUUUUCUACAUAGUCCUGUCCACUGAGGCGCCGUGCAGUUGCACAAUCCCAGGAGUUCUGUCUCUGCAAUGCUAGCCCUUUUUUUGCCAUUUUAUUUCCUAUUCCAUUUCAGCAGCUGCAUUAGCACGCAUUCAUUAACACUAGCGCUGUAUAUACACCCCCACGCUUUCUUAACACACUGCCACUCUACCUACCACCCUCACUGCAAUGCCAUUACUGCUAACCACUACCACAUUCUACAAGAGUACCCACUGUACAGCACAUCUCAUUGAACACUAAUACUAAGGUGCACCAGAACAUUCCUUCCUUGCAUGUCACACAAUUGUCUUAAAUAUUGUGAGUGGUGGUGCAGGUGUUGUUUGUGGUACAGGCUGUGUGUUUGUGCAUGACACAGACUGGUCGAUUCUCCUUUGUGUUUGUUUACAAAGGCCUGGGCCUGUGU
Xenopus laevis (African clawed frog) is the source of this 3674-nucleotide messenger RNA. RefSeq names its product protein Niban 2-like (gene niban2.L). The transcript is spliced from 15 exons. The record is from RefSeq and is a predicted model, not a curated record. The coding region runs from base 127 to 3042 and encodes 971 amino acids. Lineage: Eukaryota; Metazoa; Chordata; Amphibia; Anura; Pipidae.